CUAAACUUUUCCAUUGUAAGAAAUAUAAACAAGAGAUAUAAAUACGCUUUUCUUUACAUUUUUGUUUACUUCUUUUAGCUUAAAUUACUCUAAUUUUUAAUUAUUAUUUUAAUGCAUUUCUACGCCAUAAAAGCCAUAGAACGCAAUGGAAAUAAUGUACGUAACACUGAACGAAGUUGAAGACCGUGGAUGUCUUUCCCGCCAGAAAUAUUCAUGACUGCUUAGUUCUAUGUGCACACUUUGUGCACAUAGAGGCGCCAAUAGACGGGUUUCAUUUAAAAUACGCGGGCAUAUCCACUCUCAGAGUUCUCUUAAAUCUACUCCCUACGGCAUACUCUCCGCCUGUUCAGUUAUAAAGCAGCAGUUGCUCUAAUAUCGUAGAUUGAGACUGGUGCCGUUAAAUUCGUGUUGCUGAAAACGUAUCAAUAUAGUGUCAAGAAGACGUUUAAACACAUUUCAUACAUCGUUACGGUUUCCACAAUCAACAAUGGAAGAUAAAUUCCAAUUUUCUAUAGAUCGUGGCGGCACGUUCACUGAUAUAUACGCUAGAUGUCCUGGAGGCAAGAUCCGAGUUAUGAAAUUACUGUCCGUUGAUCCUAGUAAUUAUAAUGACGCGCCGACAGAAGGCAUCCGUAGAAUACUAGCAGAGGAAACUGGCGUUAAAAUGGAUGGCGCAAUCAAUACUUCUAAUAUAGAAUGGAUCAGAAUGGGAACGACAGUCGCAACUAAUGCGUUAUUGGAAAGAAAGGGUGCGAAAAUGGCGCUAUUAAUAAAUGAGGGUUUCAAGGAUCUUCUGUACAUCGGUAAUCAGUCUCGGCCUAAUAUUUUCGAUUUGGAGAUAGUGAUGCCACAGGUUUUGUACAAACAUGUAAUAGGAGUAAAAUGUAGGGUGAUUCCUGCUCUGCCGAAAAGUUGUCGUAUAGAGAAUCAAUCGUGGCGAAGGAUAAAAGGUUCCACCGGCGAGGAUCUGUUUGUUAUUCAAGAACUCGAUGAAGCACAACUAAAAGAAGAUUUGAAAAUACUUCGUAAUCUGGGAAUAGACAGUCUCGCUGUCGUUCUGGCGCACAGUUAUACUUAUGGGGCUCACGAGAUUAGAAUUGGCGAAUUAGCGCGAGAAGCAGGUUUCUCGCAGAUAUCUCUUUCGCACGAAGUAAUGCCGAUGACGAGAAUGGUUCCUAGAGGCUUUACGGCGUGUGCAGAUGCUUACUUGACGCCACACAUUAAAAAUUACCUACAGACUUUCUCUUCGGGAUUCAAAGACAACUUGAAAGGCGUGAACGUAUUGUUUAUGCAGAGCGAUGGCGGAUUGACACCUAUGAAAUCUUUUAAUGGGUCACGUGCUAUACUUUCUGGACCAGCUGGUGGCGUCGUUGGAUACGCAAUGACGACUUAUGGAAAGGAAACUGAUCUACCAGUGAUCGGAUUCGAUAUGGGCGGCACAUCCACUGAUGUAAGUCGAUACGGAGGUAGUUACGAGCACGUUUACGAAAGCACUACGGCAGGCAUCGCUAUAAAAGCUCCGCAGUUGGACGUCAAUACAGUUGCGGCCGGAGGUGGAUCUAUGCUUUUCUUCAGGUCGGGUCUCUUCGAGGUCGGGCCUGAAAGCGCGGGGGCCCAUCCUGGACCUGCGUGUUACAAAAAGGGCGGCCCGCUAACUGUAACGGACGCCAAUCUCGCACUGGGCCGUCUGCUGCCCGAAUACUUUCCCAAAAUUUUUGGGCCUAAGGAAAACGAGCCGCUCGAUGUAUCCCGUACGUUGAGUUUGUUCACAGCGCUUACCUACGAGAUCAAUGAAUUUCUCAAAAAAGACGAAGCUAUGUCGAUUGAUGAAGUGGCAAUGGGAUUUGUCAGGGUCGCGAAUGAGACCAUGUGCCGACCGAUUCGUGCUCUGACUCAAGCAAAGGGUUACGAUACUUCGCGUCACGUUCUGGCUUGUUUCGGCGGUGCUGGAGGACAGCAUGCCUGUGCAAUAGCUCGAUCCUUGGGCAUAAGCACGGUUUUUGUUCAAAAGUACGCCGGUAUCUUGUCGGCUUAUGGAAUGGCAUUGGCAGACGUUGUUGAGGAAGCACAAGAGCCAAGCGUCGAAACUUACAAUCACGAUAGCUUCGACCGUUUGGACGAUCGUUUGGACGCGAUGGAAGCCAAAGUCAGAAGUGGACUUCGCGCACAAGGAUUUGCUGAUUCUCGAAUAAAGACGGAAUCGUUUCUACACUUACGUUACGAGGGCACCGAUUGCGCUUUAAUGUGCACCCCUGCAAAGCAGAAUUCAGGGAACGUCGCCACCAGACACGGGGAUUUUCUCGCUACUUUUCUAGAGAGGUAUAAGACAGAAUUUGGUUUUACAAUACCAGAUCGUAAAAUCUUAGUUGAUGAUGUGAGAGUUCGAGGAACUGGGACAACUGAAAUUCCUGAGGAUCCCAUAUUACCUCCUUCACAAACUUUACCAGAAGCUGAAAAGACCACUAUGGUGUACUUCGAAGGUGGCUAUCAGGAAACAGGCGUCUAUCAGUUAAAUUUGUUAGCUCCUGGAAAUAUUUUAUGUGGUCCUGCCAUUAUCAUGGAUAGUUUAAGCACACUUUUAGUGGAGCCAAAUUGUACUGCAGAAAUCACUUGCCGCGGUGACGUAAAAAUUACGAUUGGACAAGGUCGCCGAACGAAAGUCACCACUGAACUCGAUAGUAUUCAACUUAGUAUUUUUUCGCAUCGUUUCAUGAGUAUUGCUGAACAAAUGGGACGAAUACUUCAAAGGACUUCGAUUUCCACCAACAUUAAAGAGCGAUUGGACUUCUCGUGCGCGAUUUUUGGCCCCGACGGUGGUCUUGUUUCAAACGCACCUCAUAUCCCGGUGCACCUGGGUGCCAUGCAAGAAACUGUGCAAUACCAGAUGAAAGCAUUCAAUGGAAAAUUCACGCCGGGAGACGUCAUCCUCGCUAAUCAUCCGUUAGCUGGCGGUUCCCAUCUCCCAGAUUUGACGGUUAUCACUCCAGUAUUUUACAAAGAUGUUCCCACACCGGUAUUCUUCGUGGCCAGUCGAGGUCAUCAUGCUGAUAUUGGUGGAAUCACGCCGGGCUCCAUGCCACCGCAUUCAACGAGCUUGAGUCAGGAAGGUGCUGUCUUUAAAAGUUUUUUCCUAGUACAGAAGGGAAUAUUCCGAGAGAAGGAACUAACGGAUGCUUUGAUGGCGCCGGGCAAAAUACCGGGAAGUUUGGGAACCAGGAAUCUCUCGAACAACAUCAGUGACCUCAAAGCUCAGAUUGCAGCUAAUCAAAAAGGUUUUCAACUAGUAAACGAGCUAAUUGAUAUAUACAGUCUCGAAGUAGUGCAAGCGUAUAUGGAUUAUAUUCAACGCAAUGCCGAAGUUGCCGUUCGAGAAAUGUUGAAGUCGAUAGGUAUGAAAAUUAAAAUGCGAAGAGGAAAGGACACCGGUAUCGAAGCCGUUGAUUAUCUCGAUAACGGCAGUCCCAUCAAGUUACAUGUGGAGCUCGACAUAAACAAGGGCGAAGCAGUUUUCGAUUUUAGUGGAACGGGAUAUGAAAUGUGGGGCAACUGCAACGCGCCGCGUGCCAUAACUAUGUCGGCGGUAAUUUAUUGUUUGAGGUGUAUGGUCGGACGUGACAUACCACUAAAUCAAGGUUGUUUGAAGCCUGUGAAAAUAAUUAUCCCCGAGGGAUCGUUGCUCGAUCCUUCAGAGGAUGCAGCGGUAGUGGGCGGCAACGUCUUGACAUCUCAGCGUAUUGUCGACGUAAUCUUUGCAGCUUUUGAAAUUUGCGCAGCCUCGCAGGGUUGUAUGAACAACGUAACCCUCGGCACUGAGGAAUGGGGUUACUACGAGACAGUUGCCGGUGGUAGUGGAGCAGGACCAACAUGGCACGGCAGAAGUGCCGUUCACACUCAUAUGACCAACACGAGAAUCACAGAUCCAGAAAUACUCGAGCUUCGCUAUCCAAUUAUACUUAACCGCUUCUCCAUUCGAUCCGGAAGUGGUGGUAAUGGAGCGUAUAUUGGUGGCGAUGGUGCUGUGCGUGAAAUGAUAUUUAGAGCUCCGAUGACCUUAUCAGUAUUAACCGAGCGGAGAGUGUAUCACCCACCUGGACAAAAUGAUGGCGAGGAUGGAGCAUGUGGCUUAAAUAUUUUGGUGCGGGCUGAUGGCAGACGGAUCAAUUUAGGCCCGAAGACUGCCGUUCCAGUUUAUACAGGGGAUAAGUUCAUUAUGGAAACUCCAGGUGGUGGUGGUUACGGUGCCGCUUACGAAGACAAGGGAGCUGAGAAAUCUUUGAGAACUUACAAUUCGCAGCAUCUAACAACAAGCUCUACACCAAAGUACAAAGAUUCAAAAUCUAACAGAAGUCAAAAUAUUUUUGCAGAACGCGGAAGUGUUUUUGAGUAUCGUAUGGCCCAGGAAUCCGUUUAGGAAAACUAAUUAUUACCAAAUAAUUAUUGCCAUGAGCGCGAUGAAUUGUAGAGUAGAAGCUACCUCGAAAGAAAUGAAACUGGGUCGCAAUAAUGCACUCACUCAUUACAAUGCAUAUUAUAAUUAUUAUUAUGAUACAUUAAUAAUGUUUAUUUUAUUAUUAUGGAUUUUUGAGCACACGUGUGCAUAUUGUUAUGUAUUUUUAAACAUAUGUUUAUUUUAAUAAAGAAGUUCUCAAAUUCUA
Molecule: messenger RNA, 4655 nt
Organism: Wasmannia auropunctata (little fire ant)
Lineage: Eukaryota; Metazoa; Arthropoda; Insecta; Hymenoptera; Formicidae
Product: 5-oxoprolinase
Exons: 22
Coding region: 488-4411 (1307 amino acids)
Biological process (GO): glutathione metabolic process
Cellular component (GO): cytosol
Molecular function (GO): 5-oxoprolinase (ATP-hydrolyzing) activity
Source: RefSeq, a predicted model, not a curated record